Molecule: messenger RNA, 399 nt
Organism: Kockovaella imperatae
Lineage: Eukaryota; Fungi; Basidiomycota; Tremellomycetes; Tremellales; Cuniculitremaceae
Product: putative component of the small ribosomal subunit
Exons: 4
Coding region: 1-399 (132 amino acids)
Biological process (GO): translation
Cellular component (GO): cytosolic small ribosomal subunit; ribosome
Molecular function (GO): structural constituent of ribosome; mRNA binding
Source: RefSeq, a predicted model, not a curated record
AUGACUAAAAAGAGAAGGGGAGGUGGACGAAACAAGAAGGGAAGAGGACACGUCAAGUUUGUGCGAUGUUCCAACUGCUCGCGAUGUGUGCCCAAGGACAAGGCCAUUAAGCGAUACUCUGUGAAGAACAUGGUCGAGGCCGCUGCUGUUCGAGAUCUUUCCGACGCUUCAGUGUACCAGGAGUACGCUCUGCCAAAACUUUACAUCCGUCUCGCCUACUGCGUCUCAUGUGCCAUCCACGCCAAGAUCGUCCGUGUUCGAUCCGGCAAGAAGGGCGCUAUCAACUCUCGAAAGAACCGUGCUCCCCCUCCUCGUGCUGUCUUCAGAGACGGCAAGCGUAUCAACCCCGCUGUCGCCGCUGCUAUGGCUACCAAGACUGCCGAAGGACAAAAGGCAUAA